Adelges cooleyi (spruce gall adelgid) is the source of this 2289-nucleotide messenger RNA. Its product is annotated as complex I assembly factor ACAD9, mitochondrial-like. The coding region runs from base 303 to 1985 and encodes 560 amino acids. Lineage: Eukaryota; Metazoa; Arthropoda; Insecta; Hemiptera; Adelgidae. Gene Ontology annotation, molecular function: acyl-CoA dehydrogenase activity; flavin adenine dinucleotide binding. The transcript has 2 exons. The record is from RefSeq and is a predicted model, not a curated record.
AAUUCCUAUUUUUUAACAUUUAACAUGCCUAUUUAUUUAAUGUUUCGUCUCGCUAGUUGCUAACGAAAACCGUAUACUGUAAAAUCGAAGCCACGAGCCGACAGUUUUUCAUAUUUGUAUGGUUUGUAAAUAAUACUUAUUUCUAUUUCUGUAAAAAUAUAAUUGUAUUUUUUUUACCGAUCAUUACAAUACCGAAUGUUUAAUUAUCAUGUCAUCUGGAGAAGCAACAGCUCAAGAAAAAUUACAUACUGUGUAUCCUUAAGUAAAAUUAGUAUAAUAAGUUAAAUUAAGUUGUUCUAAAUAUGUUGUUGUGUAAACUUAAUUGGGGCAUUAUUAGCCGCAUGUACCAUGCAACCACCCCUGUAGCGGCUGCAGCUUCUGCAACGGUGAGCAAUAUCAGACCCGACGCCUUCUAUUCUAUCAAUACAGAAAAUCCGCCACUUGCUAAAAGUUUCUAUGUAGGAAUUUUCAAUACAAAUGUAUUUAAUUUGAAAGUAAAAGCUACUGAAGUUUUAUCCAGUUCAAAUCUUUUUGGUGUAAAAGUACCUAAACAUUUUGGCGGUACGGAACUUUCUGUUACUGAAAUAUCAAAUGCUUUCAAAGCUAUUGGGUUAAAAAAUUAUAAACAUUAUUUGGCUCAUGGAAGUGUAGUACAAUGCAUUACUAAACAUGGAUCUGAUGAACAAAAAACAAAGUUUUUGCCAUUAUUAGCAUCUGGUGAAAAUGUAGCAACGUUUUGUGCUUAUGAGAGUCAACAUGGUUAUGAUGUUGAAAAUACAAGUACCAAAGCAUCAUUUAUUAAUGGCAAAUGGGUUAUAAAUGGAACAAAAAGUUGGGUAGUCAAUGCUAAAAAAUCAGAUGUAUUGUUAGUACUUGCUAAGACUAUGGAUGAAUGUAAUAGACCAGAAAGUAAGAUGGAGUUCUUCAGCGCAUUUCUUGUAAAAAAGUCAUCGAAUGGUGUUAAAAUUAUUGAUAAUGGAAGUUAUUCUGAUGUUAUAUUUGAUAAUGUUCAAGUGGAUUCUAUGUUGGGAUUAGAAAAUGAAGGUUUAUUAUGUCAUUCAAUAUUAUUUACCGCAGAUUUCAUAGAAUCUGCGUCUGCUACUGUUGGAGAGUUGAAGAAAAUAACAAAAUCAUUUUCUGAAGAUUUUAUCACUAAUAACCAGUUAAAAUUACUAAAACUUGGUAAAAUUAACAGUAUUUUAUACUCAAUGGAUUGUGUUUUACAUUUUACUAGUUUAAUCUUAGAUUCGUAUAAAACAGAAACUGAAUAUGAACAAAUACUUGCAAGAAUAUUUGUAACUGAAUCUACCUAUGCAUGUUUAGAUUUGCUAAAUGAUUUGGGAUUACCUAAAACUGCAUAUUCAUAUAUUGAAGAUUCUUUAUUGUUUGAUGGAAGAGGAACUCUACUUUCAAUAGUGGGUUCACUACUAGGUAUUCAGCAUGCUGGACAGUUUAUGGCUAAUGAAGUGAAACAAUUAAGAAAUCCAUUAAUGUUUCCCAAGUACACAUUGAGUCAUAUUGCUAAGAUACAAAGUUCUUUAAAAGAUAAACCAAAAUUAAAACAAUAUAUUGAACGCUACCUACAUCCUUCAUUAAAGAAACAAGCACUCGACCUGGAGUAUUGUUUAAGUAGAAUACAGUUUGCAGUACAAAAUAUGUUUAUCAAUCUUGGUCCUGACACUUGUCAUUAUCAAAUGAUACUCGAGCGGAUAAAUAGUGUUGCUUUAAAUACAUAUGCAAUGUCAGCUAUUUUACAUAAUGUAUCAGGACAUUUGUCAAGUAAAAAUUCUCAAAUAUAUCCAACCGAGUUGGUGCAUGCUAGUGUUUUUUGCAAUAAUGCACGUGCUCACUGUAGUAAAACCGUAACUGAAAUAUUGGAUGCUCCAAACAACGUCACAGAUCCAUUAUACAAAUUACUUGGGCAACAAAUUUUUGUAGACAAGGAUUAUUACUUAGAACAUCCUCUAAAAAGAAAUAUUGUUUAAGUGUAGUUUAUAUUAACUAGACCUGUGCGUGUAUAUAAAUAUAUAUAUAUUUAUGUAUGUGCAUGUAAAUAAAUUGCAUAAUUUUAUUUUUUGUUGAACAUCUUUCCUAAAUAAUAAUUACCUCAGGAUUCUUAAAUUUAAUGCUGAAACAAUACAUCACGCAAAAGCUAUUUACCACGCCAUUAGAGUAGAAAAAGAACCAAAUAAUUCAGUUCAAAGAAAAUGUGAUGUUGAAGGACACUAUGUUAAUGUAAAGCUCGAGUCUCCUCAUCUAAAUUCUUUACGUGCAAGCUCUAACGGUUUG